Molecule: messenger RNA, 5084 nt
Organism: Chelmon rostratus (copperband butterflyfish)
Lineage: Eukaryota; Metazoa; Chordata; Actinopteri; Chaetodontiformes; Chaetodontidae
Gene: dusp8a
Product: dual specificity phosphatase 8a
Exons: 7
Coding region: 437-2509 (690 amino acids)
Biological process (GO): negative regulation of MAPK cascade; protein dephosphorylation
Cellular component (GO): cytoplasm
Molecular function (GO): MAP kinase tyrosine/serine/threonine phosphatase activity; protein tyrosine/threonine phosphatase activity
Source: RefSeq, a predicted model, not a curated record
UAGCCUAGCAACGCUAAUCUACUCCUUCACGAGCCGAUCACGUAUCCUGGGUCAGUUAAACGGCUGAAGGAGCGGUUUGUAGCCUAUCGACGCGCUUUCAUGUCUCGUUUGUUCCUGGCGCUGUCACCCUCUGUCAGCUGUACUGUCCCCCGCCACACAGCCAGGUAAACACCGGCCAGCCUCAUGAAGACACGGCCGCUGUCCCCUUACACAUGGAGGCCAGUUGAAUAACACACAGGAGCCGCGUGGAGUCCGAGGCACCAUGGAUCUCUCAGCGCCUGCUCCGGUGGUAGCCCUCCUCCACUGACCUCUCCUCCUCCUCCUCCCUGUCUUUUCCUCCAUCUUCCCCUCUCACAUCUACCCCUCUUUCUCCACACCCCAUCCCUUACUACCUCACAUCUGUAACCCAGGGCGACCACUUUACCACUCCUACAUCAUGGCAGGGGAGAAAGGGCCGACUAAGCGAAGCGCCAUGGACAUCAAGCGCCUGGCGAGCCUCAUCCAGAGAGGAACGGGCCGUUUGCUGGUGAUAGACAGCAGGACGUUUUCUGAGUACAAUGUGUCACAUGUGCAAGGCGCAGUCAACGUCUGCUGCUCCAAGCUGGUGAAGAGGCGACUGCAGCAGGACAAGGUGUCUGUCACUGAGCUGCUGCAACCCAACGGCAAGGUGAAGGUGGAGUUGGGCAGGAAGCAGGAAGUGGUGGUUUAUGACCAGAGCUCCAAAGAGGCGGGGCAUCUGUCCAAAGAUGGCUUCAUGCAUAUUCUCAUGGGAAAGUUGGAGGGCACCUUCCACAAAGUCUCCCUGCUGACUGGAGGCUUUGCUGCUUUCUCCUCCUGCUUCCCCGGCCUGUGUGAAGGGAAACCUGCCACUGCUCUACCUAUGAGCUUGUCCCAGCCCUGCUUGCCUGUGGCAAAUGUAGGGCCCACUCGCAUCCUGCCGCAUCUGUACCUGGGCUCACAGAAGGACGUCCUCAACAAGGAUCUGAUGGCUCAGAAUGGUAUCACCUAUGUGCUGAAUGCCAGCAACACCUGCCCCAAGCCGGACUUCAUCAGUGAGAGCCACUUUAUGCGCAUCCCAGUUAACGACAACUACUGUGAGAAAUUGCUUCCCUGGUUGGACAAAACGAAUGAAUUCAUAGACAAAGCUAAGGUGUCAAACUGCAGAGUCAUUGUGCACUGCCUGGCUGGAAUCUCGCGUUCAGCAACCAUCGCCAUUGCAUACAUCAUGAAGACAAUGGGCUUGUCAUCAGAUGAUGCCUACAGGUUUGUAAAGGACCGAAGACCGUCCAUAUCCCCCAACUUCAACUUCCUAGGUCAGCUUCUGGAGUUUGAGAAGGGCCUGCGAUUGCUGCAAGCUUUAUCCUCUGAUGACAAGAUCUCUGAAAACAACACCAAGCAAAGCUCAGAGGUUAAUGGAGUCAGCACAGGUUUUGAGAUGAAUGGUCAUCGCAGCAACUAUGACUCAUCUGUGGCAGAGCCACACAUCCCACCAGAACCCAAGCUGCCGUCUCCCACCUCCCUCCAGCAAGGCUUCAACGGCCUGCACCUCUCUGCAGAGAGGAUCAUGGACACCAACCGGCUUAAACGCUCCUUCUCCCUGGACAUUAAGUCUGUCUACUCCCCGAAUAGUCCCCAUUGCCCCAGCCAGGCACCCACACACUCUGAAGACGUCCCUAAGCUGUGCAAGCUUGACAGCCCAGGAACAGGCACCUCCAAUGGUGUCUGCUCCCAGUCUCCCGUCCUAGACAGUCCUUGCUCCUCCGAUUCACCAUUCCCCUCACCAGGCAGUGGGGGCAGCAUUGGAGGUUUGGGGUUUGGAGGAAUUGAAGGAGUCCAUCGGUCUGGUUCUUCCUCAUCCAGGCCCAGGAGGAAACCCAAACACUGCUCCAGCAGUUCCCCAGUCCACUCCCAUCCACACCAACCUCCACAGUCCCUCAGCUUAUCACUGGACAACAAGAGCCCCAGCCUGGACGAGAACCUGAAAGGCUCCCUGCUCCUGUCACUACCCUCCCUGCCCACUGUGGGGUCUGGGGCCAUGUGGACCAAACACAGAGAGACUGUCCAGGCCACCACUCCAGUUACUCCUGUCACACCCACCACAGAUGCCCCCUGGCACUUUGGGGCAGAGGAGGGUGGUGAGGGAGGGAUGGAGCUGGGGGGAGGAGUGAUUGGAGGAGGAGAAGAGUCAUCGGUGAGGUUUGGGAGCAGCUCGGCGUAUGUGGCGUUUGGGUGCAGCGAAGGCGUGCGGUUACGAGACAAAUCCCAGAGGGAGAAGCCAUCAGCACCACAGACACAGAGAGACCACCGGGACUCCAUGUCAUCGUCCACAGUGAGCAUGUCCAGCAGUGCGAACACCAACGGGCCCGCGCCAGAGAAGCAGUUCAAGCGGCGCAGCUGUCAGAUGGAGUUCGAGGAGGGCAUCUCUGAGACGCGAUCCCGAGAAGAACUGGGGAAGAUUGGGAAGCAGUCAAGCUUCUCUGGGAGCAUGGAGAUCAUCGAGGUAUCCUGACAGAUAAUGGACAUAGGCAGAGCUGUCCCUUGGGGGCACAAAUGGACCUGGUUCGAGGGAGUACAAGAAGAGGACAUAUGACAGGGAGCAGAAGAGGCUUUUUUGUGCUCCCCGCAGAGACAGUGUUAAAGACUUCAAAUGAGAGAAGGACAAAUAGAUACACAAGGAGAGUUAAUGUGAAGAGGUUAGCAAGUGAGCUAGCAUUCACACCUGGACAGACGGAGCCUGUGAUGUGGUGCUUAGCAGACCUUAACCAUCCUGAACUCUCAUGCAAAUCUGAAGAAAAGUCUGGGGGAGGGUGGCGUAAAGGGGGUGACUGUAGGUACUGAAACUCUUAAUUUUUCUUAGCUCUGUCACAGAUAAAAAUAAACGACCCAGGGCAAGUGUAAUGUUGCAUCCUUAAUAUAUAGAGUAUCCCUAUUUUGACAGAGUUCGGACUCAAACUGCUUGCCUGCGGUCAAGUGUAGUGUGCUUCAGUGGGUGUAUAGCUUGUGAUUUGAACCAAGCCCUGUGUUUCCUCCCAAAGCGUCACCCCAGUGUCAGAAAGCCUCAGAACCUCGCACGGCUACACCCAGCCCCCCCACUCCCCCACCCCUCCCAGUGGCUCUGCCUGCUACAGACUCUGCAUAACAACAUCAAUAACAAUAACAGACUCCUUAACAGCACCGUCUCCUCACAUCACCACGGCACAAGGCAGCGAGAUCCCAAGGACUUAAUCUAAUGGCGGUACUGUAUCCAAACAAUGAAGGAUCCUCAGCACUUUGUUGCUGAAAAGACUGAGUUGAAGACUCUUUGCGACGGGCAGUGUCCCCCCCCCCCCAAAGCACAGUGUGUCUCUCCUGACUUUGGCUCCCGUGUUUCUAGUGUUAACAUGAUGGGACUGAGGUUUCGGGAUGGUGGCGAGGGUUCGCUUUUACAGCCCCUCAGCUCCUUUAUAGACCCCCGCCCCAACCCCCUCCCACUGCCCCCAGUCACCACCUUUGGUCACCACUGAGCAUGCACCAGAAAGGCUGACUACAGACAGACAAAUACUAUAUAUACAAUAUGAAUAUAUAUAGCAAUUUUAAUGGACUUCUAAUGGACUUUUUUGUUCAGUUAUAGUUUUAAUUUAUUGUAUUGGUUCAUUCUGGUAAUGAGAAAUAAUAUAAUGUUUUGUGGAUUUAUUUCUUUUUUCUUUUGUUGAAUUAUUAUUAUUAUUAUUAUUAUUAUUUGCUGUAUGGUAUUUAUGAACACACACAAACAAAUACACACAUUCAACAAAAUCAAGCAAGCAAUACGUGCUGUUCCUUUUUUGGGGAGAGUGAUGUAUGACUUUUAAAUGCACUUUUCUGCUUUCUGAUAACCAAGUUAUCCCAGUUACCCCUCACACUCUGGCAACAGGAUACUCCAAAAGACAAGUCUGGAGUUUUGUUUGGACAAAUGUAGAGCCUCUGUUUUGUGUUUGGAGGGUGGUACAGACAGCCCGCGAGUGCGAUCUAUAUGAACAGGAUCUCUGUUUUGGCUCAUCUGCAGUCUGUAUUCAUGGAUUCAUCUCAAUCGAGGUUCUGACUGUGUGCAGAGGAAGACAAAGUAGCCGCGCACACUCUCGUCCCUCAUAUACAGUAAAACAUUUUCUACCAGUUUCACGAUGGCUUGCAUGACAACAACUAUAUGCAAACAGACGCACGCUCUUUCACAAGUUUAAAAUGUAUAGACUUGCACCGAGUGUCCUCUCUGAGCCAGCACCAGUUCAUCAUCAUCAUAGCGUAUCCCACCAAAGCUGAAACCAACACACACACACACACACCCCCUAUACUGUAUGCACUUACAUAUAUUUUCACACAUGUAAAGCAUAGGCCCUAAACACACCCUUUUGUUUAUUCUCAGGGGAUCUUUCAGUGAGCCAAGCCCGGCACAGGGUACACAGCUGCUGGUACAUCAGCACAAUGCAUGUCCAUAAAGCUCCCUCGCUUUCUCUCACUCUCUCUCUGUCUUUUUAUUUUUUUUGCUUUUAUUUCUUUUGUUUUCCAAAGCUUUGAUAAAAACAGCGAAACAAAAUGGAAAGGAAAAAUGAGGAUCUUCAUAUCUUGAGGUGAAAGAAAUGAAAACUUUGCUCUCCUGGUGCGAGAUUGUUAUUUAUUUAUAAUGCAAAAUGUGUUUAUUUUUCCUUUGACCCUUGAUUAGCUUUUCUCUCUGGUGAUCUCUGACCUUUGACCUUGGGCUGCUGCAGCAACAGUAAGUUCAGAUAGAUUCCUUUGUUCCCCCGAGGCUCAAGCAACCUCUCCUCUCCUCAUCCUCCUCCCUAUAUUUUUAAGAAAUGUUGUUAGAAUUAUUUAUGACAUGUAACAAAGAUGAUGCAGGCUGUCCCAUUUGCUAAAAUUGUUGUUAUCAAUUAUUAUUAUUAUCAUUAUUAUUAUUAUUAUUAUUAUGUUGUGUAAAUAGCAACGCAUCUAAGAACACUGAUGAAUUUAGAUGAGUUUUUAAAAGAAAAUCCUGAUACCUUAGGCUGCUUGACGCAAAAAUACCUCAGGUUCUAUUGAAAGGCUUUUCCUUCCCCUGUACAUGUUUUGUGAAAAUGAGACAAAAAUACAGACAU